AUGAAGGUCAAGAUCAAGCAGUGGAACGCGGUGGCUACGUGGCGCUGGGACAUCCCCGAGGACGACGUCUGCGGCAUCUGCCAAGUCCACUUCGAUGGCACAUGCCCGACGUGCAAGUACCCUGGAGACGACUGCAGUCUAUGUAGGCCCGCCAGCUCCCCCCCCCCCCNCCGC
Molecule: messenger RNA, 174 nt
Organism: Gaeumannomyces tritici R3-111a-1
Lineage: Eukaryota; Fungi; Ascomycota; Sordariomycetes; Magnaporthales; Magnaporthaceae
Product: anaphase-promoting complex subunit 11
Exons: 1
Biological process (GO): protein ubiquitination; positive regulation of mitotic metaphase/anaphase transition; anaphase-promoting complex-dependent catabolic process
Cellular component (GO): nucleus; anaphase-promoting complex
Molecular function (GO): zinc ion binding; cullin family protein binding; ubiquitin protein ligase activity
Source: RefSeq, a predicted model, not a curated record